Molecule: messenger RNA, 525 nt
Organism: Pneumocystis jirovecii RU7
Lineage: Eukaryota; Fungi; Ascomycota; Pneumocystomycetes; Pneumocystales; Pneumocystaceae
Exons: 7
Coding region: 1-525 (174 amino acids)
Biological process (GO): double-strand break repair via homologous recombination; meiotic DNA recombinase assembly involved in reciprocal meiotic recombination; meiotic joint molecule formation
Cellular component (GO): Swi5-Swi2 complex; Swi5-Sfr1 complex
Source: RefSeq, a predicted model, not a curated record
AUGAGGGGCUCCGCACAAAGAGGGCUGAUUGCACCAGAAACAGACACCAUUCAGCAGCUAUGGCAGAAAGCAGCUAACACAAAGAAAUACAAAGAGAUUACAAAGGAGAUCUGCACAAAGCAAAAUCAGCACAAAGAACCCAAGACAAAAAAAGGCGCUGGAAACAAAGGUGGCGUCGCUGGAAGCGGCUCUGAAAGAGCUUACGUCACGGGAGGAAGCCCUGCAGGCGACGCUAAGACAGUCAAAAAACAUAUAACACAGCUCCAUACAUACAAUGAAAUACGGGAUGUAGCGUUGGGGUUGAUGGGGAAGCUUGCAGAUCAGGAACGUAGACGGAUAUAUGGCAGCGGACACCCAUCGGGUAUGGGAGUGUGUGGCGGGAAAAUCGUGGCAGAAGCCGGUUCAGAGGGACAAAAUGCAGCCAUCACACAAAAAGUUCCGGAAAAAAAUCCUGCUUGCCAAAGCACAGCAGAAAAACCGCCCCAUUCCGCAGUGGAUCCGCCUACGGACGGGCAAUACGAUUAG